UAAAUGUAAUUAACAGCCAUUCAGACUGGAAUAAAAUUCAAUAUGGCUGCGUAAAUUAUGAAUCUAUCCGAGAGCUAGUAUUUCGGGGACAAGGUUUUUAUUUUAAUCACCCCAUGAUGCCUAGUUUUACCAGUCGAUCAACAAGAAGUAGUACCAGAAAGCUACGUAGGCGAUUAAAUGUAAAACGUACCGAUUUGAGGCGACACAAUAGUGAAAGCACCAGUUCAAGAAGUAGCGAUGAGGAGCAAGGAGAGAGCAGCUACAGUACCCGAUAUUACUUACGGAAACGCCAAACAGAUUAUGGAUUAUCACAGGAAGAAAGUCAAUCCAAAAGAAGAAGGAAGUCACCUUCUAAGUCAUUAUGCAGAGGUAGUCCAAUCGGUGCCCAGUACCUACAGGAGGAAAUGCCAGAUGAAGUUUUAAUCAAGAUAUUUAGCUACCUGUAUGAAUAUGAUUUAUGCAGAGCAGCAUGUGUAUGUAAAAGGUUUAAGGCCAUUGCAGAUGAUCCAGGGCUUUGGAAGAGGAUUUACCAGGAUGUGUUCGAAUAUGAUUACCCAUUGAUGAAUCCCGAGUCUAGAGUUUUUCAAUUCAUUCAACCUGAUGAAAAUGAGUAUGAAAACCAGUGGAAGGAGAGCUUCAAGCAACUGCACAAAGGAAUCCAUGUUAGACCAGGCUAUCAAGAUACAUACAAUCCAAAAUACAGAAGACUCAGAGGACGGGAUAUUAUUUAUUUUGAUUCCAUUGAGAGAGCCUACAGUUUUGUGGAUUCCGAGGACAUGGAGACUGCCAUUAUAUUUAUUCACUCUGGAAUGUACUUAACAGAGUAUUUGUUUGUGGACACUAAUGUGACCAUGAUAGGUGCUGCCCCGGGCAAUGUGAUAGACAAUGUGAUUAUAGAGCGGGGAACAGAGUCCACUAUUACAUUCGUAGAGGGAGCCAAGGAGGCUUAUCUAGGAUAUGUUACUCUUAAGUUCACACCUGACUUAACAAUGGCUAUGACGCACCAUAAACAUUAUGCCUUGGAGGUGACAGAGAAUUGUUCUCCCACAAUAGAUCAUUGUAGAAUCAAAAGUACUUCUGUUGUGGGUUCUGCAGUCUGUGUAUCAGGAGUUGGAGCAGAUCCUGUCAUCAAACACUGCAAGAUCAAAGACUGUGAAAAUGUUGGACUCUUUGUUACAGAUUAUGCACAGGGACAGUAUGAAGAUAAUGAAAUUAGUGGAAAUGCACUGGCUGGAAUCUGGGUAAAAAAUCACUCCAACCCCAUAAUGAGGCGGAACCACAUUCACCAUGGUAGAGAUGUAGGAAUCUUCACCUUUGACAAUGGUCUUGGUUAUUUUGAGGAAAAUGACAUUCAUAACAACAGAAUAGCAGGCUUUGAAGUGAAAGCUGGAGCAAACCCUACAGUUGUGAGAUGUGAAAUUCACCACGGCCAGACAGGAGGUGUUUAUGUCCAUGAAAAUGGGCGUGGUCAGUUUAUAGAGAAUAAAAUCCACUCAAACAAUUUUGCUGGGGUAUGGAUAACAUCAAACAGUGAUCCCACCAUUAGGAAAAAUGAAAUAUUCAAUGGUCAUCAAGGAGGGGUAUAUAUCUUUGGUGAAGGAAGAGGCUUAAUUGAACAUAAUAAUAUAUAUGGGAAUGCUUUAGCAGGGAUCCAGAUUCGUACAAACAGUAAUCCAAUUGUACGACAUAAUAAAAUUCACCAUGGUCAACAUGGAGGAAUCUAUGUGCAUGAAAAAGGCCAGGGUUUAAUAGAAGAGAAUGAGGUGUACUCCAACACACUAGCUGGUGUAUGGAUCACAACAGGUAGUACGCCAGUGCUACGCAAAAAUCGCAUUCACAGUGGAAAACAGGUUGGGGUGUAUUUUUAUGACAAUGGACAUGGAGUUUUAGAAGACAAUGAUAUUUUUAAUCAUUUGUAUUCUGGAGUUCAGAUUAGGACCGGCAGUAAUCCCUUAAUAAGGAGGAACAAGAUAUGGGGAGGACAAAAUGGAGGCAUCCUGGUUUACAACAGUGGGCUAGGGAUGAUUGAACGAAAUGAAAUCUUUGACAAUGCAAUGGCGGGUGUCUGGAUCAAGACAGACAGCAACCCACUGCUGCGUGGCAACAAGAUUCAUGAUGGUCGUGAUGGUGGUGUCUGUAUUUUUAGUGGAGGAAAAGGAAUCUUAGAAGAAAAUGAUAUAUUUAGGAAUGCCCAAGCAGGCGUACUUAUAAGCACUAGUAGUCACCCAAUGUUACGACGCAAUCGCAUAUUUGAUGGAAACGCAGCAGGUGUAGAAAUCACCAACAAUGCUACAGCAACACUUGAAGGCAACAAGAUCUUCAAUAAUAAAUUUGGAGGAUUGUGUCUAGCAAGUGGGGUCCAUCCCAAACAAAAAGAUAACGUCAUAACUGGAAAUCACAACAUGGUGCAGAGGGCUGUGUCCACAGGCCAGUGUCUCUACAAAAUCUCCAGCUACACAAGUUUUCCCAUGCAUGAUUUCUACAGGUGUCAAACCUGCAACACGACAGAGAGAAAUGCCAUUUGUGUGAACUGUAUCAAAAACUGCCAUGCAGGACAUGUUGUGGAAUUUAUUCGACAUGAUCGAUUCUUCUGUGACUGUGGAGCUGGGACUCUAAACAACUGUUGUCAAUUACAGGGGGAACCCACACAGGAUACGGACACACUUUAUGAUUCUGCUGCUCCUAUGGAAACGCACACCUUGCGGGUCAACUGAAUUGUGUCAAAUUUGUGCUGAUCUUUUUAUUCACCAAAAUGAGGCCAAAGUUCACUCUGUGAAAUGUGUCGCUGUGUUGUUCCUUGCAUAGUGUGCUAUAUUUAUGUCACACCUGGGAAAUUAUUUGUUAUUUAUUUAUGACUUGACUGUGACCAAAGACAACAUAAGUGUUAUUUUGAAAAAAACUGUUUGAUUUGUUUUAAAUGUUUCUUAGGUCAGUGAAUUUUUUGCUUCUUUGUUAAGUCAGUUGGUUUUUCAAUGUAUUGGGCUAGAAAUGUUUGGGUUAUUAUUCUUGAAAGGCUAAAGUAAUAAUGGCCAAUAUUGUAUUGGUUAUAGCUAAAGUAAUAAUGGCCAAUAUUGUAUUGGUUAUAGCUAAAGUAAUAAUGGCCAAUAUUGUAUUGGUUAUCUACGCUGGUUGUGAAUCUCCACAGAAUAAUCUCUAGUAUCAUUCAACAUUUUAUACCAAAAUAUUUUUAAUUGUUAUUUUUACUGCAGGUGAUAUUAACUUCAUUCCUGCAGUUGAAUUUGUCAUUCCCAUUUUAAAAAAAAAAAAAGUUCUCUACUAAAAUAACUUUUCACACCAUUUAUAUACAUGUAUGUACGUUACAUACUGACAGGAUUUAGAUUCAAUUGAUUUGGACAAAAUUUGAACUUGAUUUUCAAGUGUUUAGCAUAUUUAGAUGAAGCAGUGAAUGUUAUGGUAACUGGGAAUAUGGUGUUUUUUAAAUGAAUGAUUUAUUUUAAUCUUGUUACUAAUGAAAACAUAAAUUCAGUACAGUUUUGGCCUGUUCUGUAUUCAGUAUUAUAUCUAGUCUGAGAAAGAUGAAAAAAUUUCCAAUAUAUUAUUGAAAGAAUUAGUAACCUUUAACAGGUGUGACAGGGUGCUGCUGCUUUGUGCUAAAAUUUCCAUCCCUGGCAAGUCAAGUUGUCUGUGCUUCCCUAUUAACAUGUUUAACAGCAUUCCCUGACAGUUAAAUUUUGCAUACUUCGCUCAAUAGAAUUUAGAAUACAAUAAAAAAGUUUACUUUUGUUGUGAGAUAAUAGAUAUAGAAUUUUUUUUUUUUUAUUAUUAUUAUUUUUUUUUUUUUUUCUUUUUCUUGGAUUUAUCCAAAGAAAAUAUAAGAUCUUACUAAAUUCCCACCAGACCCAUUCAUGCCCAGUUCUGCAAAUUUUAAGUUCAGUUGCUAAAUAUUUUAAGUAAAAAAUAGGAAAUAUGUUAUUUUGAAUUUAUUUUAAAGCUCUUUGUAACUUUUAAAGAUCAAUUUUAGACUGUGAAAAUGUCAUAAUUUUACUCUAUCUGUGCCAUAACUGGAUAUAAACUUUACAUUUUUUUUUAAAUUUUUUGUGCUUAUUAAGCAUGUUAAGUAAAUCUUUAUGUUCACUUUUUUAAAAAUUUGAUUUGAACUUGUGCAAUAGAUUGUAUCAAUAUGACCAAUUGUGUCAUUUGCUCAGUGAUAUUUAAAACUCUAUUAUCUGACUGAGGAAUUGCAUUUUUAUGUUUCUAUAGCAUGAUUUUAUUUUUCAUUUUGUGAAGAAGACAAUAUAAAUGGUGGAUUUUUUUGUUUUGGAAUUAGAUGUUGAUCAUCAGAAAAGAAACAUGUGAUUACAACUUCAGAAGUUGCCCCUUUUUUUUAAGGAGUUUCUAUCACAGGUGAACAUAUAGUGUGAAAAGAAAAAAAGUUUUAAAGAUACAGACACGUACCGUACUUGAUAAACCUUUCAUAUUGAAAAGGGGGAGAUUAUACACUUUUAAAGAUAGAGACUUAAUAAUUUACCUGAUUAUUAAUCAGGGUGUGAAGGCAUUAUUUUACAAUUGAUUUUGAGCUACAAGUUUGUAGCCAUUUGGAAAUGUUUGCUUAAUUGUAUAUAAUUUAUUGAAUACCUCAUACCAUUUUUUUAAAAACCUUGCUUGCCUUUUAAUAUUAACAUUUAACACAAAUUAAUAUUGAGUGAUCCCCAUUUUUUAUGUGACAAUGUUAUUGUAGAUAGUGGUUUGUAUGAAGUUAAUUAACACCAAUCUGUCAAUUAACACCAAUUUCUUAUUAAGUUCUUGACUUUCUCUAACCAGCAUGUUUAGAUGAAAAGUUUUGCACUCUCUUUUAAUUUAUGCAAAUUAGAAUGUGAAAACAUCCAUUAUUAAGUAUUAGGAUAAAAGACAAUUUUUAUGAAUAUGAUUUUAUUUUUAUUUCCAGAAAGCUUUUAAGAUAAUUUUUCAUUUCAGAGUCUUUUAGAUACCAAUGUUCUCUAUAAAGCACAGCUGUCCUAUUUUUUCCAAAAAAAGUGAAAAUGAGCAGGAGGAAUUUCAUUUUGUUUGUGUGUACACUACAGUAUCCAUUUGAUAUACCCAUCCUUUGACCCAUUUUUUCUCUAUCUCUCUCUCCCUCUCUCUCUCUCUGUAUCCUAAGUUUGAGUUAUAACAAGGAAGUUGAGGAGUUCUAAUUGUUGAAUGUAUGUGAUAUGUUUCAUGUUUAUUGUUAUAUACACGUUUGUUUGAUGUGAAUGUCUGUCAGUUUCAAUCACAUAAAAGUGCAUCAGAGAUAACAAUUGUAGUUGACACAUACAUUAAAUUGUGCUGUACAUUUAUGUAACAUUGUUUUGUUAUAGAGAGAUCUUUACCAAGUUGAAUACAGAAUGAUCUGUAGCUUGUUGCAUAUCUAUUUUGAUUAGAGAUUUUAUAUUAUUCAUGAUGCUGCUGCAUCAGAUUUUUAAUCAUUUUACAAAUCGUUCUAAAGUUUUGAAUUUAUAUGUUACUUAACACCCUGUGUCACUUCCCUUAAAUCACCAGGUUCACUAAUCUGUUUUGUGGCAAUAUUUUGACACAGAUGGCAACCUCUUCUGUGUUUCUGAAAAAAGGAAAAAAAGUAUAUAUAAGAAAUAAAUAAAUAGAAAGCAAUAGCACGUGUCAUUUUGAUUCUUCAUGCACAGAAUACUUUAAGAAGUCUGCUGUACUUUUUCAUAUUUUUUGUAGAAUAUCUGUGUGGCAUAGGAUGAACACAUAGGCUCUGUGAAUGUUGUUUACUUGUUUAUUGCAAAGUGUAAAUGAGACACCACAUUUAUAUCAUCCAUGGCAAAAAUUGUGAUUGUUUUCUUUUUAUAUAACAUCCACUUAUAGAUAUAAAAUGUCAAAUAAAAAAUUCUAAUGGAA
Ostrea edulis (European flat oyster) is the source of this 5859-nucleotide messenger RNA. Its product is annotated as F-box only protein 11-like. Gene Ontology annotation, molecular function: protein binding; zinc ion binding. Lineage: Eukaryota; Metazoa; Mollusca; Bivalvia; Ostreida; Ostreidae. The transcript is spliced from 18 exons. Gene Ontology annotation, biological process: protein ubiquitination; regulation of apoptotic process; ubiquitin-dependent protein catabolic process. The record is from RefSeq and is a predicted model, not a curated record. The coding region runs from base 114 to 2714 and encodes 866 amino acids.